Messenger RNA from Staurois parvus, 262 nucleotides. Lineage: Eukaryota; Metazoa; Chordata; Amphibia; Anura; Ranidae. The record is from the annotation of a GenBank genome assembly.
AGUGCCACCUAUCAAUGCCAAUCAGUGCCAGUCAGUGCCACCCAUCAGUGUGCAUCAGUGCCACCUAUCAGUGCCAGUCAGUGCUGCCUAUCAGUGUGCAUCAGUGCCGCCUAUCAGUCGCCAGUCAGUGCCGCCUAACAGCGCCAGUCAGUGCCGCCUAUUAGUGCCAGUCAGUGCUGCCUAUCAGUGCUGCCUAUCAGUGCCCAUCAGUGAUGCCUGUCAAUGCCCAUCAGUGCCACCUACCAGUGCCUCCUCAUCAGUG